Molecule: messenger RNA, 741 nt
Organism: Puccinia triticina
Lineage: Eukaryota; Fungi; Basidiomycota; Pucciniomycetes; Pucciniales; Pucciniaceae
Exons: 4
Coding region: 1-741 (246 amino acids)
Source: RefSeq, a predicted model, not a curated record
AUGCACCACGCACUCCUCCCGGUCCUUUUUUUCUUGCAUUUCCUCAGCAUCAAUGCAAGGGAUUAUUCGCUACGAGGUUCCACAUUCUAUCUUAUGAAGGGCGCGGACGCUCCGCCUCAAGCGUUAUCUAAGCCCCCUAAAGCAGUCUCGGAUCCGACCAGAAAUUCUUUCAAUCCCACCGCGGCAGAUCUGAACGCCCCGCUUCCUGCAACCGUCCCAACUUCGACCAAUAAUUCUUCCGCCGUACCCGCUGCCGUGGAUCAGAACCUAUCCGCAAACGGUACAGCCCCUCCAGCUACCCCACCUACGAGCAAUGCUCCAGACGCCGCUCCUAGCAAUAACGCCCGCCCGGCCAUGUCGAUCCCAGUGGUUCCUGCGCCAGAGCAAACUGCUAAUAGCACCUGUCGCAAUUCCUCAACAGGAAAAAAUGUGACAUUUAGUGACAGAGCUUGCUGGCACGCCGCGAAAGUCCUUGCUGAAGCCGGUAGUUCCUACGCCCAAUGUGGAUCUUGUGUGCUUGGCUUAUUUGAUGCGGACAAGAAGGCGGCGUUCAAACCACCCAGUGCUAUCCCAGCUGCAAUCAUCCAAGAACAAGCAAUGAGACUCUUGCAACAGUGCAAGAGCGACUCCCCUAAGGUGUCGAAGCGCGAUACGACACCGGCUCCUCCAAGCAAUGACACUGCAAACGUCCAAUUACUGAUGGGUUAUAACGAGAAAGCAAAGGAAUGCCCGGGCCUAUAA